This is a messenger RNA of Molossus molossus (Pallas's mastiff bat), 2072 nucleotides long. It is a transcript of the gene STX10, whose product is annotated as syntaxin 10. The transcript has 8 exons. Gene Ontology annotation, molecular function: SNAP receptor activity. The coding region runs from base 81 to 830 and encodes 249 amino acids. The record is from RefSeq and is a predicted model, not a curated record. Lineage: Eukaryota; Metazoa; Chordata; Mammalia; Chiroptera; Molossidae. Gene Ontology annotation, biological process: intracellular protein transport; Golgi vesicle transport. Gene Ontology annotation, cellular component: membrane.
GUGUUCCCUACCGCUGAGAGGAAACCAGCUAUCAAGGCCCAGAGGGGAGGGGGGCUUGGCCUCCGACGCGGGGCGGUGACAUGUCUCUCGAAGACCCGUUCUUUGUAGUUCGAGGCGAGGUGCAGAAGGCAGUGAACACAGCCCGCGGGCUGUACCAGCGCUGGUGCGAGCUCCUGCAGGAGGGCGCUGCGGUCGGACGCGAGGAGCUGGAUUGGACGACCAAUGAGCUGCGGAAUGGCCUACGCAGCAUUGAGUGGGACCUCGAGGACCUGGAGGAGACCAUCGGCAUAGUGGAAGCUAACCCAGGCAAGUUCAAGCUCCCAGCUGGGGACCUGCAAGAGAGAAAGGUGUUUGUGGAGCUGAUGCGGGAGGCUGUCCAGGAAAUGAAGGAUCAUAUGGUCAGCCCAGCAGCUGUAGCCUUUAUGGAGAGAAAUAAUAGAGAGAUGCUGAUGGGCAAGCCAUCAGCCCAGAAGCCAUUCAGUGACCUGCUGGAUGCCAGCGUAGUCUCAGCCACCUCUCGCUACAUUGAGGAACAGCAAGCCACACAGCAGCUGAUCAUGGACCAACAGGACCAACAGCUGGAAAUGGUGUCUGGGAGUAUCCGGGUUCUGAAACACAUGUCUGGCCGAGUUGGGGAGGAGCUGGAUGAGCAGGGCAUUAUGCUGGAUGCCUUUGCUCAUGAGAUGGACCACACCCAGUCCCGGAUGGAUGGGGUGCUCAGGAAGAUGGCCAAAGUAUCCCACAUGACAAGUGACCGCCGGCAGUGGUGUGCAAUUGUGGUGCUGUUGGGGGUGCUUCUCCUGAUUCUCAUCCUGCUCUUCUCUCUCUGACCCUGGCCCUCCCCAGGGGGCUGAUCCUUCAAGCUGAGGGAGCUGGCAGGGCCCUGCCCUCUGGGAGGAGGGUGUCAUACCUGGGAAGCUAUCCCAAGGCUCUCAUCCAGAGCCAGUGGGACCCUCAGGACCCUGGGUCAGAACCCCCACCACUGGUCCUCUCCCAAGUGCACUUAGGGAGUGGUGGAGGUUGGGGGACCUCAGACCCACCCCACCCCAUUUCUAUUUCCAGUGCCCGAAAGCCAUUUAUUCACCCCUGUGCCUUCUACAUGUGCCAACUUGGAAAUAAAAUCCCAGUCUUUUUUAUACGUAUUUAUAUCAUAUGGUAUGUUGACUCAAAACUUGUGGCUGCCUCUUGAAUGGGAACUCUGAUUUUAAGCCCCAUUUGCACACACUAUGGCACAGGUAUGUGCGUGUGUGUAUGCAUGUGUGCAUGUUAGGAAUUUCAGUGGCCAGUAUCGGGUGCAGAAAGAUUAUUCUGGUUAACUUCUUGGUUUUCAUGACGGAUCCUUUUAUUACUAUUGAAAAUUUCAAACCAUGAAUCUUUCUUGAACUCUUGAAGUUCAACCUAAACAUCAUUUGUCUGUUCUGUGCCCAAGGUUGGUAAAUGCCUUAGCCAUGGAGCUGAGUGGUCACUUCUGAGGUGCCCCUGAGUAACGCUGGGCUCCACUGCACACCUGGUUUCUUGUUCCCUCUGUGAUGCAUCACUCUAACAAGGCAGCAUUUGUAAAUUUAAGGGCUUUGCGAUAGAGCCUUCCUGGGUAUGAAAGGAUUCCUGUAAACUUGUUAAGUGCUAUGAACCUUAGAUUAUCAUUAGAUGUUUCCAACCCCCACAUUAGAUAAUCAGUCAUGGGAACCACGCAACUCACUCACUCAUGUACAUGUUAUAAAGUGCUGUAUGUUACAAGGAUAGUAUUCCGUCAUGCCAGUUUGUCAAAAAAGAACCAAAUAUGUACAGAUUGUUUUUUCAUGCUAUGGUUUGGGUUCUCUUGAUCUAUUCUAUACUUAGUUCUAAGUCUUUCUGGGGUUAAAACAUGUGCUUCUGGGAGUCAGAUGGAGCAGAAUCACUUCUGGAUUUUUGUUGGCAAUGCUGUUGGUCCUCAGAACCCCUUUCUGAUGGCUGAAGCUGGACUUCAGGACUCCAGAGGUGCUGGUCUUACUGAAACAUACACAAGUCACCCUGUGAACUGUAGUAUAGAUGACCUUUGAACAACUCACAUUUGAAAUGUGCAGGUCCAUUUA